Torulaspora delbrueckii is the source of this 984-nucleotide messenger RNA. It is a transcript of the gene CSA1, whose product is annotated as Csa1p. The coding region runs from base 1 to 984 and encodes 327 amino acids. The record is from RefSeq and is a predicted model, not a curated record. NCBI's taxonomy places the organism in Eukaryota, Fungi, Ascomycota, Saccharomycetes, Saccharomycetales, Saccharomycetaceae. The transcript has a single exon.
AUGCUGGAGUCUAUGAAGAGAUAUCUGGGUGAUGUUUUGGGGAAUGACCCAAGAAAGAGGGAAUAUGGUGAUUUAGAAGAUGUAAGGCGUGAGAGACAGGAGAGAAGUCCAAUAAGGGAUAGAAGUAGGGCCCGUGUAGGCCCCAGAAGUAAGAAUAGACCUACUGCUAACUUUGCGGGCAAUGGUAGCAGGAGAAUGCUGAGAAAAGAGAGAAUGGCGAGAUCUAAUGGUAUCGUUAAGAAGAAACCGCCGGUUCGGGAUAACUCUGGUGGGCUCAAAUCGAUAUGGAGAUCCUUGAAGACAGUCUUCUCUAGCGAAGAUCAAGACUUGGAUCUCAUGCAAAGAGCAUGCAGCAAUGUCACUUCUAUGAUCCCCUCAAAGAACAAAAUAUCGGGACCUGAAGAACGGAGGCAAUUGAAGGAGAGAAUUGCCAGAAGCGAGGCAUUUAAGAGGAAAGUGCUCCAAGUAAAAUACGAUGAUAAGAUGCUGCAAGAACUAAGACGCGGCAGGUCUCGUCAGAGAUCAGAAGAUCCCGUAGGGUCCAACUUAACAGACGACCAGGUCACACUGUUGCAGAAGAAGAUAACUCACUUGGAAACUCGACUCAAGAACGCCUUGGAAGACCUUCAAAUCACCCAGAAGAGACUAAAAUUUGCAAAGGAAAAGAAUACUUUACUAGAGUCCCUACUGGACGACGCAAACAUCGACCGAGAGUACGUGAAAUCAAGAAGAGACAUCAAGAACAUACAGCGGGAUAACUUAAAGCCUGAUACUGAACUACCUCCAUCACCAAGACGCACCGUUAACCCGUUAUUCACCUCCAGCCCUAUGCGGAACAUCGCUACUAGGGAAGAGCCGGCCUCGUCAACCACCGAUUUCUACAACAAGUAUCCUAAGAUCCCAGAGACCGAGACACUGGCCAAUAACCAGAGGAGCGACUCACUAUCGCCCAUUAGAAUCGACUAUUCGAAGUAUUCAAUAUGA